AUGCAAGGAUGCAUGUCCCUCGUUUUCCUUUGGACUUCAUUACUUCUAUCUUUACCCUCUGGCUAUAAUGCUGACAAGAUCCUGGUUUUCCCUAUUGAUGGCAGUCACUGGGUGAACAUGGAGGUGCUGGUGAAGAAGCUGCAGUCUCGUGGACACGAGCUGAGUGUGAUUCGCCUGGAGGACAGCUGGUUCAUCAAGGGCAAUUCACCUUACUACUCCUCUAUUACAGUGACGCUUAAGAAGAAAUUUAUAGACCUGGACCUAUUUGAGACAGCAGUAAAAAAGAUUCUUGAUGCUCGUAGGGAUGGCCCAAUAAUGGGAGUGCUGGCACAGAUGUCUGAAUUUAUAGGCAUCCUAAAGGUGGGUCAUGGUGCAAACAUUGCUAUGCUCACCUCCAUGCUAGAAAACAAAGCUCUGAUGUCACAAAUAAAGAUGGCCAACUAUGACUUGAUGCUCACUGACCCUGCCAUGCCUGGUGGGGUCAUCUUGGCACAUUACCUUCACCUUCCAAUGGUCUAUAAUGUCCGUUGGAUGAGUUUUGGAGAAGGCCACUUCUCCAUAGCACCUUCUCCCAUCUCCUUUGUUCCUGUGCCUGGUUCUGGUCUGACAGACCGAAUGGGCCUGUUAGAGCGAUCCCGUAACUUUUUACAUUAUGGGCUGAACCUCAUUCAAGAGCGCUGGAUGGUGAUUCCAAUGUAUACCAGCUUGUUGCUCAACCACUUCCCUCCAGGCACUGACCUCCUUACCAUGCAGCGAUCAGCAGAACUUUGGUUAGUGCGUGCAGAUUUUGUAUUCGAGUUUCCACGACCUUCCAUGCCAAACCUCGUCUACAUUGGUGGCUUCCAGUGUCGUCCAGCCAAGCCUCUUCCUGCUGAUCUGGAGGAGUUCAUGCAGAGCUCAGGAGACCAUGGGGUGGUCGUGAUGUCUUUGGGAACUCUGAUCGCAGGAUUGCCCAAAGAAGUCAUGGAGGCCAUCGCCUCAGCGUUUGCUCAGAUCCCGCAGAAGGUGAUCUGGAGGUUUAUUGGACAGAGACCUUCAACGUUGGGCAAUAACACCCUACUUAUUCAAUGGCUUCCUCAGAAUGACUUGCUGGGCCAUCCGAAGACUCGUGCUUUUGUGGCUCAUGGUGGCACCAAUGGUCUAUAUGAAGCGAUUUAUCAUGGAGUUCCAGUUUUGGGGCUCCCUUUGCUAUUUGAUCAGCUAGAUAACAUUGUACGUCUUCAGGCGAGAGGUGGAGCUCGGAUGUUGGAUGCAGCUACUUGUAGCACAAAAGAAUUCCUCGUAGCUUUGACGGAUAUCUUAGAGAACCCAACUUAUCGACAAAACAUGCAAAAGCUCUCUAAUUUACAUCGAGACCGGCCUUUGCACCCUCUUGAUAAAGCAGUGUAUUGGAUUGAGUUUGUCCUGCGUAAUAAAGGUGCACCCCAUCUGCGAGCAGAGGCCUACAACAUGUCUGAGUUCUCCUACUACUGUCUGGAUGUGGUCGCGCUGGUUCUCUUCAUGCUUCUGGGGACUUUAGGAGGUGUUUAUACAAUAUGUAAAAGAAGACCAAAAAGACAAGAAAACAAGACUGGGAGAGAUUGGAACAAAAAAGGUCUAAAGUAAACGGUUGAAUGAGUCUGUUAAUGCUG
Messenger RNA from Danio rerio (zebrafish), 1631 nucleotides. RefSeq names its product UDP glucuronosyltransferase 5 family, polypeptide G2 (gene ugt5g2). Lineage: Eukaryota; Metazoa; Chordata; Actinopteri; Cypriniformes; Danionidae. Gene Ontology annotation, molecular function: UDP-glycosyltransferase activity; glucuronosyltransferase activity. Gene Ontology annotation, cellular component: membrane. The record is from RefSeq and is marked provisional.